AUGGGAAAUAUCGAAUUCGCGCGUAAACUGUUAUCAGAAUUAAUUGAGCAAUCAAAGAGGACUGUCAAAUUCGAAGAUAUCGAAUGGCAAAACAAAUUACCUGCGCAAGCAUUUACACCACUGAUGGAUGCCUAUGGAAAACUAGGACAGUCUGAAGAGGCCAAAGAAGUUUUUGUUGAAAUGCUUUCGCACGGAGUUCAACCCGAGGGAUACGCAUAUACUAUUUUAAUGGAUGCAUAUCGAUAUGGCGGUGAUUAUCAAGCUGUUUGGCAAGUAUGGCAAAUUCUACGUCAAGCGCCAGAAAUUGGUUAUCUAGAUAUUGCAGAAUCAAAAUCGAAUUUAAGAAAUUUGAAAAUUAAAUUAAAAGCGCUAGAAGAAUCAAAUAAGAGACUCAUAGAAGGAUCUGAAGAACUUGAAGCUUUACCACAGCAACAUCCACCUAGACCACCUCAUCAUGCAUUAUCAAUUCUAAUAGACGUUUUGAUUACGACACAAAGAUUUGAUAUUGUAGAGAAAGAAUGGCAGAAGCUCAAAUCUGAAGGUUUUCCAUUUGACUCGGACAAUCUAAAUGCAUAUUCACGAGCAUUAAUAUAUUCCGGGAGAAUUAUAGAAGCAUGUGAGGUAAUAAAACGACGAUUAAUACGAGGAUGGAAUUCACAACUAGCAUUUUGGCGCCUGGAUACUAAAAGUUCAAAGGAAGAACUUAAAUCUCAAAAACAUGAAUUAUUACGGAGAAAACCAAAUCAAUUCUAUCCACAGAAAAAAACGCUCAUGUUGCUUCAGAAAGUAUUUGAACAGUUAAGAUCAGAAAAAUUGUUAAUAGUUAAUAAUAUGCUAAAAGAGAAUACUAGAAGUAAAUUAUUACCCAUCGCAGCGAAGAUUCUAACAAUGGACGAUAUUAUGAAGAUUUAUCCAGAUAUAGUAGCUGCUACUGACGCAAUAAGCCAAGCAGAGAGAUAUUCUCAAGCACAUAGAGAACAGGAAAGAUAUCAAGUAUAUUAA
Messenger RNA from Ambispora leptoticha, 1002 nucleotides. The record is from the annotation of a GenBank genome assembly. NCBI's taxonomy places the organism in Eukaryota, Fungi, Glomeromycota, Glomeromycetes, Archaeosporales, Ambisporaceae.